Messenger RNA from Paraphaeosphaeria sporulosa, 1131 nucleotides. Its product is annotated as class I glutamine amidotransferase-like protein. The transcript is spliced from 2 exons. The record is from RefSeq and is a predicted model, not a curated record. Lineage: Eukaryota; Fungi; Ascomycota; Dothideomycetes; Pleosporales; Didymosphaeriaceae. Bases 188 to 904 code for a protein of 238 amino acids.
GUGUAUAGAUGAUAAAUCCACUUGCUUGACAAUCGUGGGCUACUCUAGCUACAUGUUUGAGCUUCCUGUAGCUAGAUGAGAUGGUAUAAAGCUGGAAAUAUGGGCGCUGGACAUAGAGUAUCGGUCACCACUGUUUGACCAUUCCAGCCAUUUGUUCCUCCCGCAACGAUACUCCCAAGUCAACAAGAUGGUGCAAGACGUACAUUUCGGAUCCUUGGUAUACGAGUACCAGACCUUGGAUGUGGCUGGUCCCUUCGAUCUGCUCAACCUCGCGAGCAGACGCGUUGCCGAGUACGGCCUUGCCCACGGUGCCGACGUCUCCCAGGAGACCAUAGACAAAUCUCCGAAUUUCAUCUUCCACCACAUUGCCGAGAGCCUUGAGCCGGUGGCGCUGAUGACGAGCGGCUUCAAAAUCACCCCGACGGAUACUCUCGACAACUGUCCCGACAUCGACUAUCUCUUGAUCGGCGGACCCAUGCCAGAGACGUUUGAGUUCCCACCGAAAUACGUGGACUUCAUCAAGCGCCACCAUGCCGCGGGAAAGACCAUCUUCACCACCUGCACUGGUGCCUCGGCGCUUGCAUCUACGGGAGUUCUCGACGGCAAAAACGCUACUGUCAACAACGUUGAAUACAAUUGGAUUGCGAAACGGUAUCCGAACGUCAAUUGGUCCAAGGACAAGAAAUGGGUCAUCGAUGGUAACAUCUGGACUGGUGGUGGAGUGAUAGCUGGCAUGGACAUGUUUGCACACUGGCUGGAGAAGACGUAUGGGAAAGAUGUUAUGGUCUCAGCCGCAAUGCAAUUGGACUAUGAGCCACGCGAUAUUAACGGCAUAACUGGCGUUAUCCCACUUCGCUACGAUGCUUCGGGAAAGCAGAUUUCAACGACCGUCUUCCCGAAAUGAUAGAUAUGUCAAUGUUGCGGAGAACAGGUCUAAGAUCAAAGAGACUGGCAGAGAGAAUCAGAGCUAGGGACAGAGUAGCUCAACUAUAUAGUCUGAUCUCAUCCGAUUUCAAUACAGUAAUCUGAUUAGGUCUUUACUAUUGCGUCCAAUUGUCUAUUCUGCUUAGUCUCGAUUGUAAAGCGAGAAAUAAGCGUAGCGAUAUAUAUCCGGGCGUUGUUUAAGCUAGC